GGAGAAACAGCUAGCAAGACGGCAUUAUCUCAGGAUUCCGUUGUGUUCAAAGAGAUUAUCAGCACUAUCUCAUCAAUGGAAAAAGUUGUUCUACGUCAUCGGGUGGAAACUCCAAUACGGUAUCAGGAGCAUUUUUCUGAUCAAGAUUUGGAAGCCUGCAAAUUAAACCACUCCUUGUUUGCAUUGCCAAGUCCAGCAUGGCCAGCGCAGAUAAGGAACAUUCGUGCAUCCAAGAGUGCGGCUGAAACAGAGCAGAAAAGCCCAGAUGAAGCAACCCCCAGAUUUCAAGCCUUACUAGAUGUAGUGCAGUUUCGUCCUGAAGAUGUCAUAAUACAAGUCUUCGAAGGGUGGCUGCUAAUCAAAGCUCAGCAUGGACCCAGGAUGGAUGAACAGGGCUUUGUAGCCAGAAGCUUCACUAGGCAAUAUAAAUUGCCAGAUGGCGUUGAAAUGAAAGAUUUGAGUGCUCUCUUCUGUCACGAUGGCAUUUUGGUUAUUGAAACUAAGACAUUUGGCAGUCAAUAAAUUCUUGACCGUCUUGUUA
This is a messenger RNA of Pantherophis guttatus, 541 nucleotides long. It is a transcript of the gene HSPB3, whose product is annotated as heat shock protein family B (small) member 3. NCBI's taxonomy places the organism in Eukaryota, Metazoa, Chordata, Lepidosauria, Squamata, Colubridae. The record is from RefSeq and is a predicted model, not a curated record. Gene Ontology annotation, cellular component: cytoplasm; nuclear speck.